AUGCUGCUUACAGAGCUCCCGAGGCCCGCGGGGAGGGCGUCGGCGAGGGGAGCGCUGCGGAGGGAGGUGGUGCACCGGCUCGCCAGCUCGGAGUGCACGCAUAGCGAGGUGGCCGCGGUCACCGCUAACCUGAUGGAGCCUGAGCCCGAAGAAUUCCUCGACCAAGUUCUCCACGAGGUCGGCGAGGUGCGAGGCCGUUCCUCCGCCUCCGCCCGUGCCGCCGCUGCUGCCGCCGCUUCCGCCGCCGCUUCCGCAGAGGGAGGUGCCGGCGGCGAUGCUGGCAGCGGCGGCGGCGGAGGCGGGGCGACGAAGUACAGCCUUGCCGCGGCGGCCGCGUGCGAGUACGACCCCACGUUCGUCCGCCUCAACAGGACGGAACACCAGGCGGCCAUUGAAACGGUGGCCCGGAAGCGAAAGGCGGCAGCGGCUUCCUCGGCUGCCGCACCGGGGACGACAUUGCCGUGUCCCCUGGUAGGACCACCUCCUCCGGCGCACGCCACCUUCGUCCCCGUCCGCCGCGGCCUGCUGUACAGCCCCGUCGUCAUGAGCGCCGUACGGAUUGUCCUCUCCAGCUACGCCGACAAGACCCCCGGCAAGUUCUCGGACCUGCUACUUGCGAGGACGCUGCAGAUCAUCACCCUCCAGCUCCACGGCCUGCAGAAGGACCCGGAGGACCACGAGCUGCAGGGCAAAGAAAGCGGUCGCAGCAGCGGUGCCGCCGGCGGUGCAUCCGCUGUCGAUGCCAGUGGCGGCGUUGAGGAGACGAAGCGCAGCGGAAGCGGCGGCGGCCGCAGCAGAAGCAGCAGCAACAACCACGAGAGCGCUUACUUCGCUUCGGUGUUGCGGCGGCAAGAAGCAUCCGUGGGCGGAGGCGAGAGAAACAGCCUCGAUGCUUCGUGGGUGUUGACCGAAGGAGCUUCCGGCGACGGCGACGGCGACGGCGACGGCGGCGGCGGCCGCACGGUUAGCAGUGGCGGGGGGGGCGUGGCCAGCGUGUGCGAGGCGCUGGGGAGGGUGGUCCACACCCACGGCGCCCUGGGCACGCUUUUCGAGGACGGUCUCCAGUGGAUUGUGAGGGAGUUCGCCCGCCGCAGCCCCGUCUGCCGUGAGACCCUUGGCCGCCUCGGCGCCCUGCCUGAAGAGACCGUAACCGCCGCAGCUACGGUGGGCGGCGGUGCUGCCGGUGACAGGGGUGUGGCCGGUGGGGGCGGCGAAGAGGUGUCGGCGGCGGCGGCGGCGGCCGGUGGGAGGGUGGGAGGAGGGCGGAAGACGGGGGCGGCAGCACUGGCGGAAAAGAAGAAGAAGAUGCAGGCGAUGGCCAUGGAGGCCAUGCGCAAGCGGCAGGCGGAGUUCAUGAAGCACGCCGGCCUUGGGGGUCUCUCGGACGAAGAGGAGGACGACGAUGGGGGCGAGGGCGGGAACAGCAAGGCCGACGGCGGGACGGCUAGCCAGGCCGACGCUCGACGCCACGCGCCGCCUUCCAUGGAGGAAGGGUCGCCGGAGUGCAUCAUGUGCCACGAGAGGAGCGGAAGCUUGAUGGGCUACCUGGGUCUGGCGCAGAGGUCACCGGUCCUGGGCACCGGCGUCGCCGGUAACCCUCACAGGGGCCUGUUGCGGCGCCAGAUGCGCAUCGUUGGGAACUACGGUUGCCAGAUGCGGCGAGGGAUCGACGUGAGCAGCGAGAAGGUCAAGUUCUUCCCUCCGGGCGGAACGUGCGAGACGUUCGACGGGCGCAUGUCGGUGGACGUGAACCGCGCCGAGUUCUUCUGCCCGCUGUGCAAGAGCCUCAGCAACACGCUCAUCGCCCACAUCCCGCCGGUGGCCCAGGCCUCUACCCUCUCCUCCUCCAAUUCCAAUCCGACCCCGGCGCCCAACGCUACCGCUACCGGUAGUGCAAACGACUCAGAGGCGGAGCGGCACGCAGCGGAGAAGCUUAGCACGGCGGACGGGCUCGCGGAGUGGGUGUUGCUGGAGGAAGACGGUGGUGCAGGCGUUCUUGUGGGGGGGAACGGCGGCGCGGCGGCGGCAACGGCGGCGGCGGUUGUCCCCCGAGGUGAAGGCGACGACGAUGAUGACGCGAUGGAGCUCGAUGACGGGGGUGGAGGAGGCGUUGCGGCGGCGGCGGCGGCGGCGGCUGCAGAGAGAGGGAAGGGGGCGGCUGCGGCCGGGACGCUGAAGGCGCAGCAGCAGGAGGGGGAAGAAGAGAAGCGGGAACGACAAGACGAGGGUGCCGCUACUGCAGGUGGUGGCGACGGUGGUGCCCCGCCGGGUUUGGACGCGGUCGCGGGCGUGGCUCUGGACCGUCUGGCCGAGUCUCUCGAGACGGCUAGCUCUCCCCCUUGGGCACGGGAGCACCAGAAGCAGCGGAACACCGAGAAGGUCUCCCGCCUGCGACUGCUGCACCAGAUGUGGUCAGCGGCGGGUUACACCGCCGCGGCCGCGGAGGCUGCUUCGCGCGCGGAGGGGGCCGGAGGAGUGGGCGGUGGGGUAGACGGGGGGGGGUCGUCUCAUGCCCGGGAGGCGUUCCGGGGUAACGAGAGCCUUCACCUCCGAAGGCUGCUCAGAGUCGUUGAACACGGUACGUCCCUCCUCGAUCACAAUAACGACGUCGACGCCGCCGCCACGCCAGCCGUGGCAGCAUCCACAGCGGCGCUAGCCAGCGAGGGCGAGGCACCUGCAGCGGCGGCGGUGGCGGUGGCGGCGGCGGCGGCGGCGGCGGCGGCGGCGGGGCCCGUAGCCGGUGGUAACGCCGGCGCCGUGAGUGCAGCUCAGGAGCAGCUGCAGGGGGCAGCGGCGGUAUUGCCGGGCGAUGGGGACGGCCGGGAUGGGUCCUCUUCCUCCUCUCCGACAACAACAGGAGGAAGCGGAGGAGUCGUUGUGGCGGCGGCGGCGGCGCCGGUGGGCGGAGUCGUGGCAGCGAUCAAGCUGGGAAGAAUAUUCGGCGGGGCGGCCGUGGUGCCGCCACCGGAAGGCAUACGGGCUUUGGGCGGCGGCGGCGCUGGCGGGAGUACGGGGCAGAAGAAGUCCUCCUUCGUCUUGUCCCCGGAGGAGGCCACCUGGAUCCGACGGGGUCUGGAGCUGCCAAUGCAGGCUAUGGGAAACACACAACCCGAUCUCAAGGAGGCUGACAAGGGGCGCCUAGAGUCUUUCCGUCUCAGGCAGGCCUACGCGCUAAAGAGGCCCCGCCAAGCCGCCCGUGAAUGCUUCGAGGAGGCGGCGGCAGGCGGGCUAGCGUCCAAGACGAGCAGUUGGAGCGAGCGGCUGUCCCCGGAGUCGGCCUCUGCGCUGGAGAGCGUUUGGGAGCCGGACGCGGUGUGGCCCUUGAUGCAGACACCUCUUCUGUCCUGGGACCUCACCACUCUCCUCGUGGGCAGCGUGAGCAUGGCCCGAUCCUGGUCCAACAGGGCCGGGGUGGCGAGGGCCGUCUGCCUCGCGAGGCUCUGUCAAGCGCUGCUCCAGCCCGAGCUGUGCCUGCGUGGGCCGGGGGGCGCCGCGGCAGCGGCGGCGGCGGCGGCGGCGGCGGCAGCGGGGGGGGGGAGAAAGAGCGGCGGCGGGCGGCGACCGGGGUUGUCGAAGGGAACGGCGGCGGCGGCGGCGGCGGCUUCGGCGUUGGAGUUGCUGAGAGGGGUUCUGGCGGAGGCGACGGGGACGCCGGUGUCUCGGUUGGCUCCCGUCGGCAAGGAGCUGGUGUCGAUGUGCUACUCGUCCUGGGCCCCAUUCCUGCGGUGCUCUGCCCUGCUCCUCGUCGCCUCUUGCUCUACCGACAACAGCAACGAAGCUUCCGACGCCAACAAUUCUUCUUCCGCAUCCGGUGGUGCAGUUGAGGAGCUGUGCUCGGCGCUGGGAGUCCCUUCCCCGCAGGCCGUGGUUUCCUCCGGCCCCGCGAUGGGCAUGGUUCGGGCCUGGGGGAGGCAGUACAGGGAGGCGUUCGGGUCGGCUCAGCCCACGGCGGGCGUCUGCCGCAUCGGGUCAGAGAGUCUGAAUCCCUCGUUCGUGGAGGAAUGCCUUCGGCAAGCUCCUUCUCGAAGGGUAUUGGCGGCCGAUGCGGGAGGCGGGAGCAACUUGGGGGACGACGAAGACGGCGGCUGGGGGGACGGUGACGGCCUUGGCAGAAGUGGAGGCGGCGGAGGCCUGAACGAGCCUGGCAUGGGAGGAGGAGGAACGCCAGACGCCGGCGGGGGUGAUUCAAUGUCAGAUCCGGGGGACACCCACGACGGCGACAACGACGAUGCCAACAACAACCCGGCAGCCGCCGUCUUAGCAGCAGCAGCAGCAGCAGCAGACGGCGUGAAUCCUGCCGCCGCGGGGGGGGGAGCAGCAGGCGGCGUCGCGCCGGGAGGGGAAGGAAUGUUUGGCAUGAACAUGAACCUGAACAUGAAUCUCGGGGCCGAGGUGCCGUUCGACGAGGGGGGCGGAGCCGCGGAGAUGAUGGGCUUCGAUGUCCUAGAGAUCGACGGCGGGGAGUGGCUGGGUUUGCCCCCGGGCGGCGGCGGGGACGCCGCGGCGAUGAAUGCCCUCGCCGUCGCCGCUGCCGCUGCCGGCGCCGGCGCCGCUGCUGGUGCCCCCGCGCUCCCCGCGGGGGUGGCGUGGGGUGGCGACGUCGUGGGAGCGGGGGCAGGGGGUAUGAUGGAGGACUCGGAUGAUGACAGUGAUGAUGGGCAGGCGCUCGAAGACGUGGAGGAUGCCGGCAACAAUGACGGCGGAGGCUUUGACGCCAUGGAAGAAGACGAGCAGCAACAAGAACAGAACGCCGAUGACUUCGAAGUACCCUGGCCCAACAACGUCAACGGCAACGACGGCGACCAGGGCGGCUGGGCCGAAGAUUCGGACGAGGCGUGGCAAGGCGAGCCCCCGGGUGCUGGUGCUGGUGCUGGUGCUGAUGCCGAUGCCGCGGACGUUGUGAUGCCCCCCCAUGGGGCGGCGGUCCAGGCCGUCGGCGAUGCCGUAGCCUUGGCUGCACAGGUGUUGAUGCCGCACCUCGGCAGCCUCACGGGGGGGCACACCACUCCAGACCUAACGGGGAAGCCUCUGAAGGGGGUGGUGUUCGACCUCAGCCACCUCGGCGUCAGCUGCCAGGAUAACCACGACCUGGUGGAGCUGCCCGAGAGCUACACCGAGCUGUACGGCCUGGCCAAGAGCCCGCACGCUUCGGCGGCGGCGGCGGAGGGGGCUGCGGCAGGGCUAGAGACGGACCCUGCGGUGUGCCUCGUCUGCGGCCAGGUCCUCGCUGCCGGAGCGAAAGGGAUGGGGCACGUGGGAGAGUGCACCCUGCACGCGAGAGAAUGCGGGGCUGGCGUGGGCGUCUUCUUCCUGGUGCAGAGGCGAGUGGAGUCGCCGUGGUGUGUGGUGUUGCUCAUCCGAGACAGCAGGGGCGCCUACUACCCGUCCAUCUACCUCGACGAUCACGGAGAAGAGGACGCACAGCUACGACGCGGCCGCCCGUUGUUCCUUAACAAGCACCGGUAUGACUCCCUGAAGCAGCUGUACCUCCGACACAAGGUAGCCCAGGAGGUUUCGGCUAUCCGCGCCAGCUCGGAUCGGGUCAUCAGGGAGAACUACUACUAA
Ectocarpus siliculosus is the source of this 5565-nucleotide messenger RNA. The record is from the annotation of a GenBank genome assembly. NCBI's taxonomy places the organism in Eukaryota, Phaeophyceae, Ectocarpales, Ectocarpaceae.